Pogoniulus pusillus (Red-fronted tinkerbird) is the source of this 4094-nucleotide messenger RNA. RefSeq names its product ATPase H+ transporting V1 subunit A (gene ATP6V1A). Gene Ontology annotation, molecular function: ATP binding; ATP hydrolysis activity; proton-transporting ATPase activity, rotational mechanism. Bases 168 to 2021 code for a protein of 617 amino acids. Gene Ontology annotation, biological process: proton transmembrane transport; ATP metabolic process. The transcript is spliced from 15 exons. Gene Ontology annotation, cellular component: proton-transporting V-type ATPase, V1 domain; lysosomal membrane. Lineage: Eukaryota; Metazoa; Chordata; Aves; Piciformes; Lybiidae. The record is from RefSeq and is a predicted model, not a curated record.
UUUCUUUCCCCUCUGCAGCAGGCUUUCUCAUCCCUCUGUAGGGACAGUAGAAGGACGAUUAUUUCCUAAGCGAUGGUGCUUAACUGCUGAAUUCUGGCUUUGCUUCGUUAGGCCUGUGGAUAUUUUUUGUCACUCUCUGUUUCUGCAGAUUAAGUUGAACAGGCAAAAUGGACUUCUCCAAGCUACCCAAAAUCCGUGAUGAGGACAGAGAGGCUUUUGUUGGCUAUGUUCAUGGAGUCUCUGGACCUGUGGUCACGGCAUGCAACAUGGCAGGCGCUGCCAUGUAUGAGCUGGUGCGAGUGGGCCACAGCGAGCUGGUGGGGGAGAUUAUCCGGCUGGAAGGUGAUUUGGCAACUGUCCAGGUGUAUGAAGAAACGUCUGGUGUCUCUGUAGGAGAUCCUGUACUCCGUACUGGCAAACCACUGUCCGUGGAACUGGGGCCUGGCAUAAUGGGAGCUAUUUUUGAUGGUAUCCAGAGGCCUCUCUCAGACAUCAGCACUCUGACCAAAAGUAUCUAUAUCCCUAGAGGUGUCAACGUGUCAGCUCUGAGCCGAGAUGUCAAAUGGGACUUCACACCUUCCAAAAAUCUGCGGGUUGGAAGCCACAUCACUGGUGGAGAUAUUUAUGGUGUGGUGAAUGAAAACUCCCUUAUCAAGCACAAAAUCAUGCUGCCCCCACGGAACAGGGGCACAGUUACAUACAUUGCUCCACCCGGAAACUAUGACACUUCAGAUGUUGUCUUGGAGCUGGAGUUUGAAGGUGUGAAGGAGAAGUUCACUAUGGUCCAGGUCUGGCCUGUACGCCAAGUUCGCCCUGUUACGGAGAAGUUACCAGCCAAUCAUCCUUUGUUAACUGGCCAGCGUGUCCUGGACGCUCUCUUCCCGUGUGUACAAGGGGGUACCACAGCGAUUCCUGGGGCAUUUGGUUGUGGGAAGACUGUGAUCUCACAGUCUCUUUCAAAAUACUCCAACAGUGAUGUCAUCAUUUAUGUAGGCUGUGGAGAACGUGGAAAUGAAAUGUCUGAAGUCCUAAGAGAUUUCCCUGAGUUAACAAUGGAAGUUGAUGGCAAGGUAGAAAGUAUCAUGAAGAGAACAGCUCUGGUAGCAAACACCUCCAACAUGCCUGUGGCAGCCAGAGAAGCCUCUAUCUAUACUGGCAUCACCUUGUCUGAGUAUUUCCGGGACAUGGGCUACCAUGUCAGCAUGAUGGCAGACUCCACUUCCCGAUGGGCUGAGGCCCUCAGAGAGAUUUCAGGGCGGCUGGCUGAAAUGCCAGCUGACAGUGGUUAUCCAGCCUACCUUGGUGCCCGUCUGGCCUCUUUCUAUGAGCGAGCUGGCAGAGUGAAGUGCCUGGGAAAUCCUGAGAGGGAAGGCAGCGUCAGCAUUGUUGGAGCUGUCUCACCUCCAGGUGGUGACUUCUCUGAUCCUGUCACAUCUGCUACUCUGGGCAUUGUUCAGGUGUUCUGGGGGCUGGAUAAGAAGCUGGCGCAACGGAAGCACUUCCCCUCUGUCAACUGGCUGAUAAGUUACAGCAAAUAUACACGUGCCCUGGAUGAGUACUAUGACAAGCAUUUUACUGAGUUUGUCCCUCUCAGGACAAAGGCCAAAGAAAUCCUACAGGAGGAAGAGGACCUUGCUGAGAUUGUACAGCUUGUGGGGAAGGCUUCCUUGGCAGAAACAGACAAAAUUACCUUGGAGGUUGCCAAGCUGAUAAAAGAUGACUUCUUGCAACAGAAUGGUUAUACACCUUAUGACAGGUUCUGCCCUUUUUACAAAACAGUGGGAAUGCUUUCCAAUAUGAUUGCCUUUUAUGACAUGGCACGCCGUGCUGUGGAGACCACGGCCCAGAGUGACAACAAGAUCACCUGGUCCAUCAUCCGCGAGAACAUGAGUGAAAUCCUCUACAGGCUUACCUCCAUGAAGUUCAAGGACCCUGUCAAAGAUGGUGAAACAAAAAUCAAGGCAGACUAUGCUCAGCUGUUUGAAGAUAUGCAGAAUGCGUUUCGCAGUCUGGAAGACUAGACUCAACUUCAGUGACCACUCCAGUUUGUCCUCUCAAUUUCUCAUCUCAACUCCUCUGCUUCCCUACCUUACAAGAAUGAUGCAACAGUACUUGAUAAAUAGCUCUGUGUUUCCCCUGUUCAUACUCAAGACAGUGUCCUUAUCAAACAUUCCUCUUAGUUGUGUUUGGCAUUGCUUUGUGUGUCUGAAAUGGUGAGUGAAGUGUGAAUGGGCCCAGCUGAGUGAGGGAAUGCUGUUGUACACUUCUAGGGUGGGAAGAAUUUCACCUUGCCUCUCCCAGCUCUCUUGGUAACUCGUCCUUCACCUUGAGACGUAACCAGUUGAGCUGUACCAGCAGAGGAGGUGUAGAUCUUAAUGCAGUCACGCGGUACAUUCUGAGCUGGCAGUGGUAAGGUCCUCUACACCUGGCACUCUGUGACAUGGCUAUCCUGACAUAGAAUUCCCUAUUCUCAAACAGAAUUUUUGACCAUAUUCUGAUGACAUGUUGAUGGAACCAAAAGUUCUCCACUACUCUGCCAGCCAUCAGCUGAGUCUUUACAAAAUGUGGUAGCUAUGGAUCUCCCCAGGAAGGGACUAACUAGAAGAGAAGCGUGCACAAGCAGCCACUAAGCUUUUCUGCUCUGGAGAAACAGAAUUUCAUCUUCCUACAGCUAGGACUGUUUGGCUCAGCAUCAGGUAAAAUCUAAGCCAUAGGUGCUCAGCUGCCAGCAGAGUUUUACCUUCUUGCUGCCCGCUCACCCCAUAAAAUUUUGUGACGCUGAGGUGCUUUAGUUUGCGAUGCUUUUGACCACUGCUGCGUACUGCAAGGUGCAGAUGGCAAGUGGCAACGCCACGCACACGUACUGGGACCUUCCUCUGGUGCUGCAUCCCAGCACAAUGCCUGGCUCACGUGUGUGCUCAGCCUUCCUCCUCCACCUGUGCUCAUGUGGCCUGUUCGGUGGUGGCACAGAAGGUCCCCAGUUUUUGCAUAAGAUGAAUGUAUGAUACUAAACUGGGGGUAGGGGAUGAACAGGGGGAAGAUGGACAAGGACAAAAUCUAUUUACUUCUACCUUGUUAAUUAGGAUGCAAGAAGAAAAAGAGAGACUCUGGUCUCCUGCUCUGCAAGCAUGCUUCAGAAGCAGCCAAACCUGUUGUCCUGGGAUUGUUUACAGGCAAACCCAGUACAAGAUGAGGAACGAGUGCAGGGCAGUACUCGGCACUCGCACCAUUACGGCAGCAAGAGAAAUGCUGGGGCAUCCUCUCUAGUCUCUCCCUUUGUCAGGUGGCACUAGGUGCUUCUGGGUUCCAGCUGGCAUUUGCUGCUUUGUUACAGCCAGGGAACAGUAACCCCUGUUGGUGACAGUGUGGCAGCAAAGUGGCUAUAUGAGCAUUAAUUGUGCACUGAAUUAUUUCUACCAGCUGACAGCUUUGAACAUAAGUGAUGCAAAGGGAUCUGGGGCUACGGACCAAAUGCUGCCACUUCCAUUAUGGGAAUCGACUUGCUGUUUGUCAGGGAGAAACUCAAAAGGCAUUGACUAUUUUUGGUUCUCCCAAAAGAAACUACUUCUCCAGCUGAUAUUCUGGUAGUGAAUGGUUUACAGCUCACUAAACUCUUGGUGUAUGCUGCUUGUUUUACCAAUGAGCAUGUAUGAAUGAGUAGUCACCAUCCAGGCCCUUGCUGGGCUCCCUCAUUGUUCGUACCCCUCACCACUGUGCUGCGUAGCAUUUCAUGCUAGAAACCAGAUGUUCUUAUCUCUUUAGAGGAUGUUAUAAACUUUACAGAAGAUGUCUAAGAUAAUGCAGGUCUAAUAUUUAUUGUGCUGUACCUGGCCCUUAAGUGUGACCAGUUCAAACAGUUUCAUAUAUUUGUCUCUUUUUGUUUUGUGUCUGUUUUCAGUGUUGAGAUUCUGAUGUUCACUGUUUCUUGCAAGUCUUCCCUCCGCAGCUGUGGGAGGAACUCAAAGAUGGGCAGAACUCCACCACCUACUUUAUCUUGUAAAUUUCAUAAUGUAUGUUGCUGGAAAUUGUGUAAAAAAGAAAAAAAAAAGAAAAAAAAUGUUGAAAUGAAUGAAAAAUAAAGUUGAUUUAAAGUA